Molecule: messenger RNA, 1904 nt
Organism: Acanthaster planci (crown-of-thorns starfish)
Lineage: Eukaryota; Metazoa; Echinodermata; Asteroidea; Valvatida; Acanthasteridae
Product: sulfotransferase 1A1-like
Molecular function (GO): sulfotransferase activity
Source: RefSeq, a predicted model, not a curated record
UUCAAAUUGAACUCGCAAAAGGCUUGUUUUGUUUCAGCGUCCCGACUAACGCUUUUCAAAGUCUUCAUUCCGGUGCAGUCUACAACGUGGCAUCCUGAAUAUCCCACUAAGGGUAGGCCUGAACAAGUGUAUAUUGUGUGCUCAUAUUCUGUAAGAGCUGAUAAUAUGGAGAUUGCACACGUGACCUGACUACCCACCGCCUUUGCUUUUCAAGCAAAAUUCCGCUUUCAAAGCGUACCGGUAAUAUAUUACAGAAGGCAUGCGAAUACGUAAUAGGCUCAAGAUAUCAUGUGGCGGUCGUAAGGUGAAAGGGUAUUAGGUUGAGUUGGCUGCCGUGGCACAGUGAGUAAGAGUAAGAAGUGUCCGUAGUUUGGAGGGUAUUUCAAAUCUGCUUCCUGCUAGAAAGAUUAACGAUUAAAGGUAAUUUAAUCAAGUUUUCACUCAUUAGUUUAGUUUACAACGCUCAUUUUAAAACUUGUUUUAGACUUCAGCGUCAUAUAGUAACUUGGAGUGCACAUCACGUGCAACAAUGACAUGCUUGGAACAUAGCAUUUUGCUUUAAAUUGUUCAAUUGACAAUUUGGGUAUUCAGAUCGGUUGGGUCUACGACUUGAGGCAAAAGAAAACUGGAGGAGCCUAUACAUGGCACAAGCUAGUACGUGUUUACAACCUUUGCACUAAACCUCUAUUGGUAAGAUAUCACUGACCAUCAUAGCACACUUCUGUAUCUGUAUACCACAGUUGAGUUGCUUGAUGCCUAUUCUAAUGUCGGGAAUUGGUCUUUUGCUCUCUUUGUACGUUGCCUAGUUCAAAAAAUCCGAAGGCGUCUUCUGUGCCAGAAUUCAGUAGGGAAUUUGUAAGGAGAAAAAUUUACAGAAAUGUAGUUCUUUUGAAAGUACAGUUUAGUUGUUGGGUUUUUACAAUUUUCAGGUACUCAUUGGGUUGCUGAAAUCUGUCACCUUAUCUUUAAUCAUGGCGAUGUGGAUGAGGUUGAUAGAGCGCAGCAGCCGAUGCCGUUGGAGUUUGACGUCAUCCCUGGUGAGAACAGAAUCGCCCGCUACAAGGCUGCGCCAUCUUGGAAGUCACCUCGCGUUCUGGUCACCCACGUCCCCAAGAGAUUUCUCCCUAACCAGUUGCUCGGGGGCAAAGGAAAGGUGAUCUCUGUCAUCCGUAAUCUCAAGGACUCGCUGGUUUCCUAUUACCACUUUCUCAAAGGGAACCGGGUAAACACUUUAACCUUCGAUGAGAGCCUGCAACGGUAUCUGUACUCGGAAAAAGCCCACUUCACGCCUUGGUUCGAUCACGUGGCCGAGUACUGGUCUGAGCGGCACAGCCAGCAGUACCUCCUUCUGAAGUACGAGGACAUGAAGGCGGACACGCGUGGAGCUGUCAUUCAGAUCGCCGACUUUUUAGGCCGCGUCCUUUCGGAUGAGGUGAUCGACAAAAUUGUCGGCUUGGUUACCGUGAAGAGCAUGAAGGAGCGGUACAACGUUGCUGGAGAGCUGGCGGCACCAGGAACAGGGAUGAAAGGCAAAGUUGGCGCCCCCAACCUCAUGCGAAAAGGUAUUGUUGGAGAUUGGAAGAACACCUUUACUGUUGCACAAAACGAGAAGUUUGACGAAUACUACCGAGAAAAGAUGGCUGGUUUGAAUCUAAAACUGGACUUCUUGUAAGACGAAAAAAGUCGUCCGAUAGAGCUGUCGACUGAAGGAAAGAGAAUAUUUCCAUUUUUGAAGGACACGUUCGACCAAAAGCUAGAGUUUACCGCAGCACCACCACUGUUUUACUAUUAAUCAGUUUUGGUAAUGACACCAAGGAUUCCUCAAAAACGCCGAGGCACUGUUGCUCACAAGAAACCUGUAGAGAGGAGACAAUGAGAAGCAGUUAUAAAUUUAGAGGAGGGAG